AUGGCUUCUACUCCCUCCAACCGGCUGAGGGUUACGCCAUCCAAUUCGCCAUUUCUCCCGCGGCCGCCAAGAUCUGCGCACCGUGGCCGAGCCCUCCCGGAGCCGCGCCUGUCCUUGAAGAGAGUGAUCGGCACUACCUGCGCCUCGCCUACGGGGUUCGAUGUCGCACAGUCGUCCUUCGCCUACGUCGCCGGAGGAGCUGUGGUGGUCGUAGAUGUGGAGGGCGAGAACUAUAACCAACGAUUCUUCAGGGCCCGACCAACUGCCGUCCCGCUCUACAGUACAUCGAACCUGGCGCAUUCCCAGUCCACUCCUACCACCACGCCGAAAGCCAAUGAUGGCAGAAAUAGGAUCAGGGAAUCUCCUCACGGCGCCGGAGACUGGGCGGACUCGCCCUCGUCCAAGACAUGGACAAGCCGGGAACGCAUCAAGGCCGCAACGUGCCUGGCAUUGAGUCGUGAAGGGCGCUUUCUUGCAGUUGGCGAGACGGGCUAUGCACCGCGUGUUCUCAUCUUUAGUCUGGAGGACACUUCAUCCGAGAGACCGCUUGUCUCCAUCAGCGAACAUCUGUAUGGUGUCAAGGCGGUAGCUUGGUCACCCGACUCCAAGUUCAUGGCAUCGCUAGGUUCGGCCAACGACGGAUUUCUCUACGUAUGGAGAAUCGACUCUAGGACGGGUGCCGCGAAGCUGUUUCAGCAAAAUCGUUGUACGUCAUUCAUACGGGGCAUGAUCUGGAUGGGCAACAACCUCAUCACGCUAGGUGUCCGGCAUGUCAAGGUGUGGAAAGUGGAGGAAGAAAAAGCUCCGUCUCCCACAAAGCAGCGAUUUGGGGCAGAUGUGGGUUCACCGGCUCAGCCGCAGAAGACACUGCCAGGUCGGAACACUCUGCUCGGAGAACUGAUAGAGGCAACCUUUUCGUGCGCGGCUGCGAUCGACGACAACAAAGCUGUCUUGUGUACCGAAGCUGGCGAGAUUUGUCUGCUGGACGACACAGGGAAGCAGUCCAAGUUGACCAAGAUCCUAGAAAUAGGCUUUGUGACGACUUGCGUCACCAUCAGGGAUCAAGUGAUUCAAGUUGGAGGCAAGACAGGCGACUUUUCAACUCUCGAUCUGAAGUUGUUUCUAGAGGGCACUGCGUCAUGUAUUUUGACAACCUCGAAAUCUUCAGUGGGACUCCUGGGCUUGGGAUUUUUACAGAACAAUCUGGUGACAGUUGACUCCGAGCACUCCAUUGAUAUAUGGAACACUUCCUACGUCCCUGGAGUGAAAGGUCAAAGUACUACUCGGGUUCAGAUCCCGGGCCACGGACAUGCAAUGCAUGGAGUCGGAGCAUUACCCCAGCCGAAUGCACCCAAUGCUGCAUUCUAUACGUGGUCUCGUUCCGGGAACAUUGUUCUCUGGGAUACCAAUGGUAACACUAAGGAGUCGUUUAAAAUACCUCUCGAAGAUGCUUAUUUCGAAAACGAGAGCGAUCCCGGCAACCAGAUGUCCGUUGUCAAAACAACCGAAGGCGCCAAAUAUUUCAUUACAGGCGACAAGCUGGGUAUCCUCAAGAUCACCGACUACGAAACAAAAGAGUGUGUUUUGGAGACGAAAGCCCAUUCCUCCUUUUGCCAGAAUAUCACGGUCUAUGAGGACAAAUCGAGAUUUCUCAUUGCUACUAGUGGCCGCGACCGGACUGCACAGUUAUUCCAAAGAACUUCAACAGGGCAAUUUGAACUUUUCCAGACGCUAGAGUUCCAGGCCAAAGUGAUACAAGUUUUGAUCCCAUCUGUGGACAAGGUAAUCACUUGUUCACUUGACAGAUCCCUGCAAAUCCACGAGGUGGUUUCGAAAGAUGGGAGCACACACGAGUUGGCGGUCAUUCCUAUUCGAUCACUACCCCUGAAGGCAUCCCCGACAUCCAUGACCACAACUGCAGACGGGAAGUCGAUCAUCGUGUCGCUGCUCGACCGUUCCGUUUGCGUCUUCGACAUCGAGACUGGAAAGCUGCUGAACUCUUUCAAGUGCACCGAUGAAUCUGGCGUUGAGUCUGUUGUACUUGACUCUCUUAUCCAACGACCUGCUACGGAAAAGGAGUCAGCCUUUCUGUUGGGUCUUUCAAACACAGACAAAUCAAUCAGAAUAUACGAUGCCGGCACUGGCAGUUUCCUAGACCGCGAAUGGGGUCAUACUGAAGCCAUCAGCGGCGUUACAUUGGUCCAAGAGACCGAAGGCGACAAUAAGGUCAUCAGCGUGGGUUCCGACGGAACUAUCAUGAUCUGGAAGCUCGAUUUACAAGAUCAGAUACCCAGCUCAGCUGAUCGCGAUCCAUCACCUGUCAAGGAUGGAUUAGCCGCUGUUAAAGCUCCCUUGAGGCGUGUUUUGUCAAAAGCUGAGCUGGCAGAGUUCCCUAGACCUUCAUCUGCAUCUUCUGGGCGCCGGUCACCACCCCGGACCAUAUCGAAACGGCGCUCUCUCUACAAUCUUAAUAAUUCCAACCUAAUCAGGACACCGGUGGCCCCUGCCCAGCUGAGCCCAUCUACUAUUGCUGAGGAUACACCAUCCAGGAGACCGUCUGCCAGCAGUCGCUCUGGAAGCCCACCUGUUAGUCCCAAGUCGCGGACGUCAAGGCGACCGUCGCUACCGGCUCUCAGGAAACCGAAGAGCAGCACAAAUCUUAGGGGAUUCGGGACCCUCAAUAUGGCUACUGAGCAGGUCUGCCGCACAUUGCGGUCGUACCGGAAGAAACUGGACUCGGGUGAUGCCGUCAGCGAGGACGUUUUGGCAGAGCUAGAUCAAGAGCUGCGGCUCACCUCCCUUGCCUUGGGCGACAGGGCCAAGCAAAGCCGGGAGAUGAGCAGCUCGUUGCUCGAUGGCCUCCUUGACCAGUAUUCGUCUCGUCUGAUGUCUAUGCUGGAUGACAAAUUGCGCCUGAACAGCCAGUCUUCGGGGCGAGAGGACACGGAAUCACCCGAGAACCUGAACCGACCCAGCUCCUCAGGUGCUGGAUCUACGUCGACAACGAGCUCCAACUAA
Messenger RNA from Neoarthrinium moseri, 3018 nucleotides. RefSeq lists its product as uncharacterized. Bases 1 to 3018 code for a protein of 1005 amino acids. Gene Ontology annotation, cellular component: mitotic spindle. The record is from RefSeq and is a predicted model, not a curated record. NCBI's taxonomy places the organism in Eukaryota, Fungi, Ascomycota, Sordariomycetes, Amphisphaeriales, Apiosporaceae. The transcript has a single exon. Gene Ontology annotation, biological process: mitotic spindle organization; regulation of mitotic cell cycle. Gene Ontology annotation, molecular function: protein binding.